CUUGCGUCAUAGGAGAAUUUCUCUUGCUUUCACGGAGCGUCGGGGAUUCCUCACCUUGGAAUCUCCGCUUACGAGCAACGGUGGUUUAGGGGAAGGAAAAUGGCAGUGAUGGGUGGGUUCAAUCCCUUAGAUUCACUUCUAAUCCCACCUCCAUCUCAUCAAACAUUUUUCGGUCUUACAAAGAAGAAGACUACUCAACCGGAUGAAACAUAGGUCGGACUCGGUAGACGAAUCCCUAAAUGAUGUUCAAAAGAAACGACGACCUUCCCUCCUCCAAAUCACCAUAUUGUCGGCGCCUUAGCCUCCUUCCGCCGUCGCUAGCGCCUUACCUCCGCCACUUCGGUCUUCUGAGCGAAGAGAAGAUCUGAGGCUCAAUUGAAGAAACAACCAUAAAGGGUAGAGCUUUCUGUGUGUUUCAACAGAUAUUAAUAAAAAAGACGCCUUUUGGAAACCUCUUGAGAAAGAUCUAUACUUGAAGGGACUCCAGAUAUAUGGUAGAAACAGUUGUCUCAUAACAAGAAACCUACUUCCUGGACUGAAAACUUGCACCCAAGUAUACAGCUACAUGUGUGAUGGAGCCAACAAUAUGAGAACCGGUGUAGAUCAUAAGCAUAUUGAACCAUAUGCACAUAACAUGAUAGCCAUGGAAAAAGCUCAUGUGGAUCCAAAGACUAAUCUCCAGGAAAGUGUUAUAGAGAGAAUUAAGACUCCAAGAAUGUCAUUUAUACCUUCAGAUGAUGACACAAAAGAUAUCAAGAAUAUAUAUGUAGACACUGCAGGCAUGACUCCUGUUGUUUCUAGGAAAGAUGGAUCAAAUACAAAUAUCCAGAGAAAGCUUUUUACUAAUGAUGUGGCGAUUGAUUCUUCAGAGGAGAAAACACCUAACUCUAAAUCUUCAUCUACCCAUGAGGUAUCUGUUGAUUCCUCCAACAAAAGGUCGACACCUGUUAAAUGUGUUGCAGUUUCAAAUGGAAAGACUCGGAAUCUUGUUGAGAAAUUUGAGAAAAAAAGAAAAGUUGGGUACUGAUGAAUAUCAAAAACCUAAUACAGAUAACAUGUAUGUAAAUGGUGACACUGUUGAACAACCACCUGUCAAUGUGGUCUCAUGUGAAAUACCUGAAACUGCCACAUCACCAAUAAAGACACCUGAUAAUUAUAUGGCGUCUUUGUUAGUAUCAGAAGCUAAAUUGUCACCUGUGACCCUUAAGACUUCCCCUAAAGCUAAGGGCUUAUCAGUUCAGAGAAGACCUAUUGCUUCCUAAAGGGUAAC
Messenger RNA from Lactuca sativa (garden lettuce), 1270 nucleotides. Lineage: Eukaryota; Viridiplantae; Streptophyta; Magnoliopsida; Asterales; Asteraceae. The record is from RefSeq and is a predicted model, not a curated record.